This is a messenger RNA of Hevea brasiliensis (rubber tree), 948 nucleotides long. Its product is annotated as pirin-like protein. NCBI's taxonomy places the organism in Eukaryota, Viridiplantae, Streptophyta, Magnoliopsida, Malpighiales, Euphorbiaceae. The transcript has 8 exons. The coding region runs from base 1 to 936 and encodes 311 amino acids. The record is from RefSeq and is a predicted model, not a curated record.
AUGCAAGCUAUAUGUAACAAGUUCUUGUUCAGCUUAUACCCAACAACAACUACCAAGAGCAAUAUCAUGUCUGCAUAUAAUCAAUCCCCUGGUUUUAACAGACCCAGAUUGGUCACCAAGGAGUUCCUAGCCACCCCCCAGUCUGAGGGUGACGGUGCAGUUGUUAGAAGCAAUAUGCUGAAGUUCUUGGAUCCUUUUCUUAUGUUGUAUGAUUUUUCAGUGACUCCUCCUGGUGGAUUUCCUGAUCACCCACAUAGAGGUUUUGAGACUGUUACAUAUAUGCUUCAGGGAGGCAUAACUUAUCAAGAUUUUGCAGGGCAUAAGGGAACAAUUCACACUGGAGAUGUGCAGUGGAUGACUGUAGGAAGAGGGAUUGUCCACUCAGAAAUGCCAGCAGGAGAAGGAACACAUAGGAGCUUGCAGCUUUGGAUAAAUCUAUCUUCUGAAGACAAAAUGAUCGAACCAAGCUAUCAAGAACUUUUAAGUGAUGACAUCCCACGGGCAGAAAAAGAUGGUGUUGAAGCACGAGUUAUAGCGGGAGAAUCAAUGGGAGUUAAGUCUCCAGUAUACACAAGAACACCAAUAAUGUAUCUGGAUUUCACUCUGAAACCAAGAGCUCAAGUGCAUCAAAGCAUUCCAGAAUCAUGGAGUGCAUUUGUUUAUAUUAUUGAAGGUGAAGGAGCCUUUGGGUUGCUAAACUCGCAAGCAACUGCUCACCAUGUUCUGGUUUUGGGUUCUGGAGAUGGUUUAAGCUUGUGGAAUAGAUCAUCCAAGCCAUUGAGAUUCAUACUAGCCGCAGGGCAACCGAUCAAUGAACCAGUGGUUCAGCAUGGACCUUUUGUGAUGAACACACAAGCUGAAAUUGAACAAACUAUUGAAGACUAUCGCAAUUGCAAAAAUGGGUUUGAAAUGGCGAAGUAUUGGAGAUCUCAAUAAGUGGGGUAAGUG